Messenger RNA from Xenopus tropicalis (tropical clawed frog), 5456 nucleotides. It is a transcript of the gene kif5b, whose product is annotated as kinesin family member 5B. The record is from RefSeq and is marked provisional. Bases 177 to 3065 code for a protein of 962 amino acids. Gene Ontology annotation, cellular component: cytoskeleton. Gene Ontology annotation, molecular function: microtubule binding; ATP binding; microtubule motor activity. Gene Ontology annotation, biological process: microtubule-based movement. NCBI's taxonomy places the organism in Eukaryota, Metazoa, Chordata, Amphibia, Anura, Pipidae. The transcript has 26 exons.
GAAGUGAAGUCUAGUGCCUCCGUCCGCCAAGCUUAGCGGCUCACUCACCGGUUCCGGGGAGCGGCUGCGGCGGUGGUGGUGGUUUACCGUCACAAUAACUUAGCGGGAGUAGCCGCCAGCGUCCUAUUUGCGUGUGCUCAGUUGCCCCCUGUGCCGGAGGGGAAGGGGCGGACAAGAUGGCGGACCCGGCGGAGUGCAGCAUCAAAGUGAUGUGCCGUUUCAGGCCUCUGAACGAUUCCGAGGUUACCAGAGGGGACAAGUAUGUGGCCAAGUUUCAAGGGGAAGAUACUGUGGUGAUGGCGUCCAAGCCCUAUGUUUUUGACCGUGUGUUCCAGUCAAACACAUCUCAAGAGCAAGUUUACAACGCCUGCGCAAAAGCAAUUGUUAAAGAUGUUCUGGAUGGAUAUAAUGGCACAAUAUUUGCUUAUGGGCAGACAUCAUCAGGAAAAACCCAUACCAUGGAGGGAAAACUCCAUGACCCAGAUGGAAUGGGGAUUAUUCCCAGGAUAGUGCAAGAUAUUUUUAAUUAUAUUUACUCUAUGGAUGAAAAUUUGGAAUUUCAUAUAAAGGUAUCAUACUUUGAAAUCUAUUUGGACAAGAUAAGGGACCUAUUGGAUGUUUCGAAGACAAACCUUUCUGUUCAUGAAGACAAAAACAGAGUUCCAUAUGUCAAGGGUUGUACAGAACGCUUUGUAUGUAGUCCUGAUGAAGUCAUGGAUACAAUAGAUGAAGGGAAAUCUAACAGACAUGUAGCUGUGACAAAUAUGAAUGAGCACAGCUCUCGAAGUCACAGCAUUUUUUUAAUCAACGUCAAACAAGAAAACACUCAGACAGAACAGAAGCUAAGUGGCAAGCUUUACCUGGUUGAUUUGGCAGGUAGUGAAAAGGUGAGCAAAACUGGAGCUGAAGGAGCUGUGUUGGAUGAGGCUAAAAACAUCAACAAAUCAUUGUCCUCUCUUGGCAAUGUCAUUUCUGCUUUGGCUGAAGGCAGUGUAUAUAUUCCAUAUCGUGACAGCAAAAUGACCAGAAUUCUCCAGGAUUCCUUGGGAGGAAACUGUAGAACCACUAUUGUGAUUUGCUGCUCACCAUCAGCUUACAAUGAGGCAGAAUCAAAAUCUACACUUCUCUUUGGGCAAAGAGCCAAGACCAUUAAGAAUACGGUAUGUGUAAAUGUAGAGCUUACUGCCGAACAAUGGAAAAAGAAAUAUGAAAAAGAGAAGGAAAAAACCAAGAGUUUGCGCAGUACUGUUCAGUGGCUUGAAAAUGAACUUAACAGAUGGCGCAAGGGAGAGACUGUCCCAAUUGAAGAACAAUAUGAUAAGGAGAAAGCCAACAUGGAUGCCUUCGUUGUGGAUAACUUUGUCAAUAAUGAAAAGCCAGCAGUCACACUUGCUGCAAAUUUUACAGAUGCAGAGAGAAGGAAAUGUGAGGAAGAAGUUACUAAACUAUAUAAGCAACUUGAUGACAAGGAUGAAGAGAUUAAUCAACAAAGCCAGCUUGUAGAAAAACUCAAGCAGCAAAUGUUGGAUCAAGAAGAGCUAUUGGCGUCUACAAGAAGAGAUCAGGAUAAUAUGCAGGCAGAGUUAAACCGGCUCCAGGCUGAAAAUGAUGCCUCAAAGGAAGAAGUGAAAGAAGUGCUGCAGGCUCUAGAGGAACUUGCCGUCAACUACGAUCAGAAGUCUCAAGAAGUAGAAGAUAAAUCUAAGGAAUAUGACAUUUUAAGCGAGGAACUUAAUCAAAAAUCGGUCAUUUUGUCCAGUAUAGACUCAGAAUUACAGAAACUAAAGGAAAUGACCAACCAUCAAAAGAAAAGAGCAACAGAGAUGAUGACCUCCUUAUUGAAAGAUUUAGCAGAGAUUGGUAUUGCAGUAGGAGGCAACGAUGGUAAGCAACCUGAAGUAAGUGGCAUGAUUGAUGAAGAGUUUACUGUCGCAAGAUUGUACAUUAGUAAAAUGAAGUCUGAAGUCAAGACUAUGGUAAAACGAUGCAAACAGCUGGAAGGCACACAGAGUGAGAGUAACAAGAAGAUGGAGGAGAAUGAGAAGGAGUUAGCUGCAUGUCAGCUGCGCAUCUCACAGCAUGAAGCAAAGAUUAAAUCCCUGACAGAAUAUGUCCAGAAUGUGGAACAGAAGAAGAGGCAUUUGGAGGAGUCUGUGGAUUCUCUUAAUGAAGAGCUUGUAAAGCUGCGAGCACAAGAAAAAGUGCAUGAGAUGGAAAAAGAGCAUCUUAAUAAAGUUCAGACUGCAACUGAAGUGAAGCAUGCAGUGGAAGAACAGAUUCAGAGUCACCGGGAAACCCACCAGAAGCAACUAAGUGCUCUCAGGGAUGAGAUUGAAACCAAGGAAAAAGUUAUUACAGAGCUACAAGACCAAAAUCAGAAGAUGGUGCUUGAACAAGAACGGCUAAGGGUAGAACAUGAAAAGCUGAAAUAUGCUGAUCAGGAAAAAAGCAAAAAACUACAUGAGCUCACUGUAAUGCAGGAUAGAAGAGAGCAAGCAAGGCAGGAUCUGAAGGGAUUGGAAGAGACAGUGGCAAAAGAGCUUCAGACUCUUCAUAACCUCAGGAAGCUGUUUGUUCAGGAUUUAACUACACGAGUUAAAAAGAGUGCAGAAAUGGAUUCUGAUGACACUGGGGGCAGUGCUGCACAGAAGCAGAAAAUUUCUUUUCUUGAGAAUAACCUUGAACAACUCACUAAGGUGCACAAACAGCUGGUACGUGAUAAUGCAGACUUGCGGUGUGAGCUUCCAAAGCUGGAAAAGCGACUUAGGGCUACUGCUGAGAGAGUUAAAGCUCUGGAAUCUGCACUGAAGGAAGCCAAAGAAAAUGCAUCACGUGAUCGUAAGCGCUAUCAGCAAGAGGUGGAUCGCAUAAAAGAAGCCGUGAGGUCUAAGAACAUGGCUAGAAGAGGCCAUUCUGCACAGAUUGCUAAGCCUAUUCGUCCUGGGCAGCACCCUGCUGCUUCCCCAACCCAUCCAAAUGCAAUUCGUGGAGGUAGCGUGUUUCCCCAGAAUGCUCAGCCAGUGGCUGUCCGUGGAGGCGUGGCUAAACAAGACAAAGUCUGCUGAGAGGCUAUCGGAGCACAGGAGUCGGAGAAUCGUGCAGUGACGUUGAGAAACGCACUUAUCUCUAUGGGAUUGUAGGAUUGUUUUUGAAAUUGUAAUUUAUCUGACCUGUACAGCUCUCCUUUUCCCUCUCCUCAGUGUCUGGCAAAUUCUAACUGAUUUGCGGCAAAAAAACUAGAGUGCAAUUUCGUUGUCCUCGCUUUACAACAUGUAAUUUACUAUGUAGCGCCAUCCAUUGCACAGUUUGUUAUCCAUGUCUUAAAAAUGUAGUCUGCACUGUGCCAAGUUGGAACAUAAGUUACCGGUUAGAUAGACCCUUGUUAUAUUGUGUCAGCUCUUCUUCUCUCCGGGGGACAUGGAACAAACGUUAAGCAUUUAAACCUCUUCCGGGCUAAGCAUUUGAAAUGCAUCCCUGUUUACCGUCUCACUAUAUUACAGCAGUGCUGACAACUCCUGAAGUGACUUCAUUUAAUGCUACAAUAAAGCAACUGUAGGUUUUACACUUUGCGACAGUGUCUAGAUACUAAUGUGUAUACUCGCUGCAGGGCUCGGGAAGUAAUAUACCUUUCGGAAUAAGACCAGGUUUCCGUGUAAUCAAGGCUGCUGUUUUAUCUGGCGGGGCACAACACAGCUGCCCCGGGGGUUGUUGGAUUAAAUAAUGUAUAGUAACAAAAUACUGGAGUAAACUUUUUAUAUACAAGCGAAUGGGAUAUUCAUUUAGCAUUUGUCCUAUUGCAUCACAUCCUGAUGGUAUGACAACAUUUUGCUUCGUUCUAAUGUUUGGUUUUUGAUCUUUGUUACAUAAAGGAUCACGGUUUCCUACUCUGGCGUAACACGGAGCUUGAAUGGCUUCACUUUUCUACGUUGUCGGUUAUUUUGCCACUUCUGUCCGUUUUCGGUGUAAAAUAUACAUUCCCGAUGAUCUUAGUUGGAAGGAACGCCUGGUCUCUGUGCACAUUGGAAGGCAUUAAUGGAUUUUGCCGUUGUGUGCCCUGCAACAAGAUACUUAUGCUUGAGCAUGGCAAUGGGCUUCCCAAUUGGUAAAAGGCUACUAGCAUUGGCAGAUAUGCAUAUACGUAUGUGUUCUUAGGGCUAUAGUAAUUAUGGUGUUUUGACAGUGGCAGGGAUAAAGACGUAGCACUUGAAUGAUGAAUGUGGGCGCAUUGUUUCCCCAAGAGAGUAGCAAAUCUAUCAAAACACCACAUGUGCCAGUAGCCUUAGCCUGUGCUUGUAACAAGCCCGAAAUAACCAGUACGCCAUUUAACAUGCAGUUCUACUGCUGACAAGGUGGAGUUUGGAGGGGACAGAGUAGAGCCCUAAUGAUGCUCAAAUGAUGACUGCACAUCCAUUGGAUGAGAAAUACAGAUGCAAAACAGGAUUUCUGCACCAAAUAAAGCUUAUUUUUUAAUGGAUAGUUGACAGAGGAGAGUAUUUGAAUGUAUAUGAAGCCUUUUAGCAGUACUUGAUUUAACCACUCAUCUAGAUCUUUUCCUUUUUCUUAUACAUAACCCUGGUUUCAAUACUGUAGGCCUUGCUGGCUGGGAGCUUUCCUUAUUAUUGUUGCGUUUACCCCUUUUGCCAUGUAUUUGCACUUUUACCGGCUCCCAACUGGUUUGUCUCCACAAGUACACAGAUGUUAGUGGUCACCUUCCCUGUAUAAGGAAACUGUAAUAUUUGAAAAUACCUUGAAUGCGGUUGAGACGCUUGAAAUCUGUUAUCCCAGAGGCAGGUUGCUAUGUGUUGGGCAUCCUUCGAUUGCGUUGCUAUGGAAAGUAGUAGGUUUGGCACCAAAGAGGAACCUGAAGUCUGGAAUAAAGCAUGAUAGUUAUUGUUGCCUUUGCUUGCUGUGGGGUAUUUUACUCAUGGUUGGGGGUAAUGUUGGUGGCAGGACAUUAGUAUGUUAUGAAUGGAGAAUGUUAGUGUGUUAGUCAAGAUGGCUUAGGUAGGAGGGACCCUUUAACUUCUUGUUCAUGCUAUACACAUGCCAAACAAUAGAAUCAUAAACACUCCAUGAAUGAAACUCACAGAUGUACACUGAUUCCUCCCCAUUUGCCAUUGUGAAGGUCCUAGAACCCAUUGCGGUGCAAUGAAGUAGACCAGAUGGUGCGGUUCCGGGACCUCAGGCAAAGCUGCUCGUGCAGUUCAUGGUGAAGGCAGUGCACUUGUAUUGAACACUAAUUUUUCCUUUUAUCCGCUGUGUGCCGGUCCAGCUGCUUGUCUCAGGGGACAGUGUUGAUCAGUUAUAGAUAUAUAUCCCAUUGUACAUUACCAUUCAGUUGUGUGCCUACAUUGCUCUCUCGUUUGAUUUCCUUUGUAUGAUAUCAGACUUGCUAAUAAAUUAAAAUCUGUAACUUUUGCCAUUAAUGGUUAAAUAAACAUUAGCCUCAAACCUAA